Molecule: messenger RNA, 1644 nt
Organism: Fusarium sp. VM40
Lineage: Eukaryota; Fungi; Ascomycota; Sordariomycetes; Hypocreales; Nectriaceae
Source: the annotation of a GenBank genome assembly
AUGGACAAGACAUCAGAUUCAACGCCCGAUGGCACAUCGCCCCGGACAUUUGCCCUGAACCACUUGAGACCCAGAUCAAGCUUCAAGGGCUGCUCGCGCAUUUCCGACUAUGAACUUCUAGGCAAGCUGGGAGAGGGAACCUUUGGUGAGGUUCACCGCGCCCGAUUGCGCCGUACUGGCGCCCUUGUCGCGUUAAAGAAGAUCAUCAUGCAUCAUGAAAAAGAUGGCUUUCCUAUCACCGCCCUUCGUGAGAUUAAGCUGCUGAAGCUUUUGUCACACAAGAACAUCCUAAGACUCGAGGAUAUGGCUAUUGAACAUCCUACUCGACAAACCGACAAGCGCAAAAAGCCCAUCGUAUACAUGGCGACUCCUUACAUGGACCACGAUCUGUCCGGCCUUCUCGACAACCCGUCCGUCCAGUUCAAGGAGCCUCAAAUCAAGUGCUACAUGCUGCAGCUACUCGAGGGUCUUCGAUAUCUCCACGACAGCCGCAUCCUGCAUCGAGACAUGAAAGCAGCCAACCUGCUCAUCAACAACCAAGGUAUCCUGCAGAUUGCCGAUUUUGGUCUGGCACGACACUAUGAGGGAGUAACACCGCAGUCUGGAAAGCCCAUGGGCGAGGGACAGCGAGACUACACUGGCCUGGUUGUUACCAGAUGGUACCGACCACCUGAGCUUUUGCUGCAGCUGCGGCAAUACACCCCCGCUAUUGACGUUUGGGGAGUAGGCUGCGUAUUUGGCGAAAUGCUGUUCGGAAAGCCCAUCCUGGCAGGCGAAAGCGAUUCUCAUCAGCUGGAUAUCAUCUGGGACCUGAUGGGCUCACCCACGGGGGAGAACAUGCCUAGGUGGAAAUCACUCCCUGGUGGCGAACAUUUGACCCCACGACCACGCACUGGGAAUCUUCAGAACCGAUUCAGAGAGUAUGGUCAAGGUGCAGUUUCUCUACUAAAAGAGCUUCUCAGACUGGAUUGGCGAACACGAAUCAAUGCAGUUGAUGCCCUACAGCACCCAUGGUUCAAGAUGCAGCCUCUACCACUUGAACCUCACGAGAUUCCGACAUACGAAGAGAGCCACGAGUUGGACCGCAGAAAGUUUCACGACCGCAAGGCUGCUCUGCCUCCAGCUCCCAAGGGUGGAACCGUGGGUAUUGGGCCUGAUGCCAACGGUGCUACUGCAGGCUUCAAUAGUAACGAGCCUUAUGGCAAUGGCCGUAAUGGUGUGAACGGGGGUAGAUAUCGCGACGGACCCGACGAGCGUCGUCCUGCCUGGCAACCACGAGAACGGGGUGCUGGAUUACCACCACGACCACCUCCCAACAUUGACGACGCGGACUACCGAGAGAGAGGGCCCCCUCGUGGUGCUGGACGAGGACCACCUGGACCAAGGCCACCACCAGAUGUUGACACGUACAUUCCUGCAUAUAAUCGGGAUGACCCUGGACGACGAAGAGAUGAUCGGCCCCCUCCGAGAGAUGACCGUCCUCCUAGAGACGACCGUCCCCCUAGGGAUGACCGCCGACGCCGCAACAGUAGAGAGGAUCGACGUUACGACAGAGACCGUGGCACUAUGAGCCGUAGCCGGUCGCCGAGGCACGAACGAUCGAGAGACCGAGAAAGGCCAGACCGCGAUGUUUAUCGGAGAUAG